Messenger RNA from Meloidogyne enterolobii, 348 nucleotides. NCBI's taxonomy places the organism in Eukaryota, Metazoa, Nematoda, Chromadorea, Rhabditida, Meloidogynidae. The record is from the annotation of a GenBank genome assembly.
AUGUUUUUAAUUGCAAAAAUUGUUCGAGGCCGACGACUUCUUCACCAAUUAGAACAACAAGAAGAAAAAGCAAAAGCAGCAGCUAAACAACACGAACAACGGGAAAAACUUUCUAGAGGCGUUAGUGGGGUUGAAAGUAUUGCUGUUGCCACAACAACAUUAAAUUGUCCAGUCAGAACUGGAACUUUAAAACAAAAUUUAAAAAUAAAAACAAAUAAUACAGAGGUUGAUGAUGAUUUGGCUGUUAUUGAAUUAGUUGAAUUCUCUCCAAAAAGUAUUAAUGGAGAUGGGGGAGGAAAUGGAGAUGUUGAUAUAAGAGAGGUGACAGCUUGUACUUAUUUAAAAUAA